AUGGUGUACGUGAAAGGAGAGGACGGGUUAUCGGUGCAAGACUUGACUAAACUAGACAUUUCCUCGCUGAACCCUUUAUCGCCGGAAAUCAUCUCCAGACAGGCGACGAUUAACAUCGGGACGAUUGGACACGUCGCGCACGGGAAGUCCACGGUGGUGAAAGCUAUUUCCGGCGUGCAGACGGUUCGUUUUAAGAACGAAUUGGAAAGGAACAUUACGAUUAAACUCGGGUACGCGAACGCGAAAAUAUACGAGUGCGAAGAUCCGAAAUGUCCGAGACCGGACAGAUAUUGCGCGUAUUCGAGUUCGAAACCGGACGAUCCGGAUUGUUUGGUGAAAGAUUUUGAAGAUAAGAAGAUGAAACUGAUUAGACACGUCUCUUUUGUCGAUUGCCCGGGGCACGAUAUUCUGAUGGCGACGAUGUUAAACGGCGCCGCGGUUAUGGACGGGGCGUUACUUCUAGUCGCCGGGAACGAGACGUGUCCGCAACCGCAAACGAGCGAGCAUUUAGCCGCGGUGGAGAUUAUGCGAUUGAAACACAUCAUCAUUUUGCAAAACAAAAUCGAUUUGGUUCAAGAAAACGCCGCGGCGAAUCAGUACGAUCAAAUUUGUAAGUUUAUUCAAGGGACCAUCGCAGACGGAGCGCCGAUUGUGCCAAUCUCUGCGCAGUUGAAGUAUAACAUCGACGCGGUGUGCGAGUACAUCGUGAAGAAGAUUCCAGUUCCGGUGAGAGAUUUCACGUCCCCGCCGAAUAUGAUUGUCAUUCGAUCCUUCGACGUGAACAAACCGGGCGCGGAAGUAGACGACAUUCAAGGCGGCGUCGCCGGUGGUUCCAUUUUACAAGGCGUUUUAAAAGUUGGACAAGAGGUGGAAAUCCGACCAGGGAUUGUCUCUAAAGAUGCGGAAGGUGCCGUAACCGCGACGCCAAUCAAAACGAGAAUCGUCUCCUUAUUCGCCGAACAAAACUUGUUGCAAUACGCCGUCCCGGGCGGUUUAAUCGGCGUCGGCACAACGUGCGAUCCAACCUUAACCAGAGCCGAUCGCUUAGUCGGUCAAGUUCUUGGUCAAGUCGGAUGCUUGCCGUCCGUAUUCACCGAAUUGGAGGUGAACUUUUUCUUACUGAGAAGACUUUUAGGCGUCAAGACGCAAGGCUCGGAAAAAGCCGGCAAAGUCUCCAAGUUGAGCAAAGGCGAAGUGUUGAUGUUGAACAUUGGAUCUAUGUGCACCGGCGCGAGAGUCGUCGCGGUCAAGAACGAUUUGGCAAAGAUGCAAUUAACCUCUCCGGUGUGUACCAAAGAGGGCGAAAAAGUCGCGAUUUCUAGAAGAAUCGAAAAGCACUGGCGUCUCAUCGGUUGGGGCUCCAUCCAAAACGGCACCGAAAUCGCCGUAUCCGGAAGCAAGUAA
Bathycoccus prasinos is the source of this 1404-nucleotide messenger RNA. Its product is annotated as translation initiation factor 2 gamma subunit. The transcript has a single exon. Gene Ontology annotation, biological process: formation of translation preinitiation complex; positive regulation of translational fidelity. Gene Ontology annotation, molecular function: translation initiation factor activity; GTPase activity; GTP binding. Gene Ontology annotation, cellular component: cytosol; eukaryotic translation initiation factor 2 complex. The record is from RefSeq and is a predicted model, not a curated record. Lineage: Eukaryota; Viridiplantae; Chlorophyta; Mamiellophyceae; Mamiellales; Bathycoccaceae. Bases 1 to 1404 code for a protein of 467 amino acids.